Messenger RNA from Rhopilema esculentum, 1573 nucleotides. Its product is annotated as GDP-fucose transporter 1. Lineage: Eukaryota; Metazoa; Cnidaria; Scyphozoa; Rhizostomeae; Rhizostomatidae. The record is from RefSeq and is a predicted model, not a curated record.
UGGGUGUUAAAUUUUCCCUUGGUCCUCCACUUUUCAACCUUUGUCGGAGCCCAUGAUUCUGCGAAUUAAAUUUGAAUUCAUAUUUUGUGAUUAUGUGGGAGUGUGCGCUUGGCAACAACAACAACCACCUGGUUGCUGUGGCUGCUACAGUGAAAACGUUGGAAUGCAACUUCGUGUAAAAUUUGCGUGGCAUUUUAUUUCAAUUUCUCGUUGGUUUAGAGACUUUCCCAAGUGUUGGUAUUGCCUGAAUCUCCUCUGCUUUAACAAGAAAGUGAAGACAGUGUCUUUGCGAUACAUAAAGUAUUAAAAGAGGCAUUAUUGAUGCGGCGGAGACUCUCCUUUUCAAAAACGAAGAUGGGGGAAUCUCUUUUCGUGAAGUCCCUCAAAAUUGCGAGCGUAGUUGCAGCUUAUUGGUUCAUCUCCAUUUCUCUUGUCUUCCUGAAUAAAUAUCUUCUCAGCAGCAAAAAGCUUAAGCUGGAUGCUCCGCUCUUCAUCACUUGGUAUCAAUGUAUCACAUCCCUCGUUUGCAUUUUCCUGCUUAGUCUGUUGGGUGAUAAGUUUCCAAGAAUUGAUAAAUUCCCUGCAUUCAAGAUUGAAACUGGAAUUGCAAAACAGAUACUGCCCCUAUCAGUCAUAUUUGUAGGCAUGAUAACUGCCAACAACUUGUGCCUGAAGUACUUAGGAGUUGCCUUUUACAAUGUCGCCAGGGCAUUGACUACUGUUUUCAAUGUGAUUUUCACGUAUCUUCUUCUUGGCCAAACAACAUCAAUGAAGGCAAUUGGCUGUUGUGGAAUUAUAAUAUCUGGGUUUCUUCUUGGUGUUAAUGAAGAAGGUAGUAAUGGAUCAUUGUCGUAUAAGGGUGUCUUUUUUGGUGUUCUUGGUUCACUCUUCGUGUGCCUAAAUGCAAUUUACACAAAGCGCAUGAUGCCUGUUGUUGAUGGCAACAUUUGGCGUCUCCAGCUUUACAACAACUUCAACGCAUGUUUUCUCUUUCCCCCGCUUUUAAUACUGAUGGGAGAAGUUUCUGUUGUUUAUAAUUUCCCCUUCUUGAAAAGUGAGUAUUUUUGGUUCAUGAUGACUCUUAGUGGUGUUUUCGGCAUUGCCAUUGGAUAUGUAACUGGUUUGCAGAUCAAAGUAACAAGUCCACUCACCCACAACAUUAGCGGUACUGCCAAAGCAUGUGCCCAAACAAUUAUCGCUGUAGUCCAUUUCAGCGAGAUGAAAACGGUUUUGUGGUGGUUCUGUAACUUUCUGGUUCUUGGUGGUUCCAUGCUCUACACAUUUGUAAAACACGGAGAGAUGAAGGCGCAACAUGUUAAAGAAGAUGAAGUGAGCAAACUUGAGAAAUCUCCUUUGACAUCAGAAAAUGGGAAAACAGAGGUUUAAACAUCAUUGGAUGUGAUGGUUAGUAGAGAACUGAGUAUGAAAUAUGUCAAAUGCGGACUGUCGAUCAUUUAGAUAAACUAUUUAACAUCCAAUGCUAGUAAUUUUAUUUAAUCGGCGAUGUUAUUACCAGUCAUCAAGAGGUAGAAUUUUCCUGAUUUUAUUAGAAUUACAAAAUAUAAACAGACAA